This is a messenger RNA of Lachnellula hyalina, 6927 nucleotides long. RefSeq lists its product as uncharacterized. The record is from RefSeq and is a predicted model, not a curated record. The transcript is spliced from 4 exons. Bases 1 to 6927 code for a protein of 2308 amino acids. Gene Ontology annotation, cellular component: cytoskeleton. Lineage: Eukaryota; Fungi; Ascomycota; Leotiomycetes; Helotiales; Lachnaceae.
AUGCCUGCAGAGGAAGGACCCCCGAACCCUCCUUCACAAUUUGGUGAACAGCCCGGAUCGCCAGCUUUGUCGACAAGCUCCACUGCCGAAGGAGGCUCGUCGCCCAUACUACCUCCCCUUCCAGCCCCUACAUUGAACGGUAGAGCCAUCGAGCUCCUGAAAACUCCCCCAUCUGCCUCCCGAACAGAUAGCAGUCACAGUCAAUACUACACCGCGAGCUGGGGAUCUCCGUACCCGCGGCCACCACCCAGCGAAUCCCAACCAAAACAUUCCUACGCCCAUAGUAAUACGUUGAGCAGCGAGCCAUCGGAAGAUUCGCCCAUUCGCCAUCUCGACUUUCAUACCCCGUACUUACGUCCGCCUCCGACUUUCACGCGCCAGACCAGCGAUCCCGACUUCGUUUCGCAAGACGGGCUCAUCAGUGCCGCUGUUCUCGCAAAUCGAGCUCGACGACCAGCUCAAGGUUUGACUGAAGACUGGAUCCGACAACAUACAGGUGGAGAAUCAGGAGAGGCGAACCAUUGGCUCAGUGACGACCCUGGAGAUAGUGAGCACUCUUCACUGAGCGGAUCCAUCUCAGGAGACAAUAGGCAGGACGCCGAUCCGCGAACACCGACCCUCCAGCGAUUUCUUGACUCAAGAGAAAAGGCGCGCAGUUCAAAGAAAAAAAGACAAGACAGAAAGCAAAGCACAGACACUUUGAAGCAGGAAGACUUCUCGGAUUCGGUGCGCCCCAGCAUGUCAGAUACAAUGGGCAAUGCCGCAUCGGUCGGUGAAAAUAAUGCUCGGUCGUCCUCGUUCGAUGAAAGACUACCCCCGCCUCCACCGAAGCAAGAAUGGAGCGUUUCAGCUUCGGCAGCCCAAACAAUUCCGAACGUUGCGUCUACUCCCUCCCCAGCACCAGACCCUCCGCGUCUGAAGAAAAAGGUGCCUUGGAAGGGCAAGAACAUAAUGGUCUUACUACCACGGGAUGACGAACGUGGUCAAAUAAGCGGUGCACCGACUCCCAUGACUGAGAAGGAUGUUGAAGCUAAAUUGAAAGAAUGGGAGGACCAGGGCUAUGAUACAUCUGGAUUCAAUCUAGGAGAAGGUGAAAAUGUGAGCGGUUAUGCAGAAAAAGGCCAGAGUUGUGCCCUCUGGCCGCAGAUUGAAGAUGUGCUUGAGGAAAGACAGCAGAGAUCUUUCAAAGUUAGCAUCCCUGAUCGAAGAGAAUGGGAUAAUUAUGUUCAAGAUCUCCAAGAAGCAAAGCUUCGCGCCCUUGGAGUAUCACUAGGCGAUGAAGACCCUCCGCCUUUAAUUUCACCAGCUGUGUCGAACAUGAGCAGACAAGCCUCAACGACAUACCCGCCAUUGCCAUUUUCACCACCGAUACCAACUUCAUCGGCUGCUAGUCAAGCCCAUAAUCCAUUCUCUCCGGCUCUUAUGCCUGGCGCUGGCAUGUCAACUAGUCAGAGCUCUAAUCCAGGUUCCAUUGCAUCGCCAGCUUCGAUGCAUGCGCAUUUGCAAGGGAAAUUCAACCCAAGACAAUCGGUGUCAUUUUCAGCAGGCGAGUUUGGAUCACCAUACCCUCAGCAAUCGACAGGUGUUUGGUCACCACAGCAAAUGCUCUACCACCAAGGAGCUCCACGAGGUGGUUCACCAUCCUUGAAAAACCUUAGCGCAGUUGUAUCACCUAGCUCACCUUUCCCUCAAGACGGCUACUUUCAGGGUGACGUUAUGUCUCAACUGCAGCAGCGUCAACAGCUCUUGCAGAACCAAUUGCAACAGCAACAACAGCAGCAAUUACAGCUUCAAGCUUCUGCUAAAGCUUCUCCUCACCUCCAGGAAGUGCGUGUUGCUGAAGAUGAAGAAACCCCGGCUCCCUCCAAAAGUCCCUCCAAGACACCAGAGGCGCGACAGAUCAAGCACAACCCAAGUGCUAGUCUUCAGAAGGAAAUUGACGAUGCUGAGUAUCAUCUUGAAGAACAAUUCCAACGUCAACUUGAACACGAGGAUUACAGCCCUCACUCUGAGAUGGGUGACAAAGCAGUUCAUGUCGACUCUAAACAACAGCCAAAUCACACUUCAAAUGUCUCUACUGGCCAUAACGGACUCUCUGCAUCGAUGUAUGCGGACGACGGUGAAGCGGAACCCGUGUUAUAUCAUCCACAGCCACAUAGCAGAGGACAUUCACUUUCUCAACAUCCAUUUCAGGACCACGAGGAUACGUCAAGUGCAGCCGAGUCUAAAACUGGAUUUCGAAAUAAAAAGAGUCUCAAGGCUGAGGUUUCGGAUAUCGAGACAAAUCCGAGCGACAUGGGCACUCCUGUUCAAGACAACGGCCUGAACGGACACGACAGGUCUCUGUCCACAUCGAGCAAUCCUUGGGCGUCGGAACCAAGUCAAACCGGCGACAGCAAUCCGCCAAGUCGUCCCAGUCAUAGCACCAAGCCAUCAACGUCCAAACUCAACGUGGCUGCGAAGGAAUUUAAGUUUGACCCUGCCAGCUCUUUCAAGCCAGGCCAAUUUGCCUUUGGUGGGGCCGCGAACAACUUCCAACCACCGCCAGUUGCCUCAUUCCCGUCCCUUGCUGCGCCCCACUCCGCCACGUCGAGCCAUUUCAGUAACCAAUCGCUGGGUAGCUCGAAGGGCAAAUUUAAUGUUGCUGCGGCUGCUUUCACUCCUGGCCAGAGUGAAUUCAGUUUCUCAGCCGGAGGGCCAAGCUUCAGGCCAGAUAGCAAACCUUUUACACCUUCAAAUGGUGCUUUCUCCGCCUCAGUUGGGAGCCUUGCUUCUGGGAGUGAUGACCCUGCCCGCGCUUCAAUUUUCGGCGGUAUCGACUUGAGCGCAAUUGGUGUUUUCAAACCACCCAAAAAGUCGAAGGCCAUCCCAAUUGUUCGUCCAGACAGCAGCCAUUCCCGAGCUUCACUUCCCAGAAAUUUGGAGGAUGAGGUAAUGGAAGGCAAGGAUGGUCGCAUUACCCAGGGUGAGGGACGUAUUAAAAGAGCCCGCGGUGGAAAGGAUGAUGGAAAUUCAGUGCCGCUAUUUGCUGAACCCAGCAUGCCGCUCUCGGAGACUUCACGGGAACAGUCACCACCAAAGGAAACAGCUCCAGCGAUCGCCAAACCGGCAGACAAAGAGAAUUCGGCACCACCCAGUGAAGAUGUUGAUCGAGCACCAACUGUUCCUCCAAAGUCUCAUGCACGGGCUGUAUCGAAUAUAUCGAAUGUAUCUGAGGUGUCACCAAUCUCACCAGAUCAGCCCGCCAAAGACUUUGCUCCCUUCGAGUUCCAGCAACAAAAACAAGUCGAAGACUUUAAUUCUGCACGGCCAUUCACAUCAAGCAGAUAUGGAUCUGGCCUCCCUGCAUAUGGCUUCCACGCUCCAUCGGACGACGAAGUCUCUGUGGAAGGAUCCGUCAAACCUGCUUCAAAGUCUCACAAGAAGAAUACUUCCUCGCUGUCUGCAACUGCAAAACCCUUUGAGUUCAAGCCAGGACCCUUCAACUUCACUUUUGGUCAGCCCUCUGAGGCAAUGGCUGCUGUGGCCCCGCCGCCUACUCUUCCUGGUUUGUCAGGUUCUAGGUUUGCUGGAAGCCCAACACCACCUCCUCAGUUGUCAUACCCUGAAAGUGACUUCGAGUUUAAUGAGGUUGCCGACUUCCAAAAUGCAUUGCCUGGUCCAGAAAGUCCGCCGGGAUACAAAGAACCGGUAGGCGAGACCGCAGAUCGCGAACCUACAUACGAGGAGAUUGAUGAUAUUAUGAAUCAUCUUAACCAAGCCGAGUUCGAGUCCGCUCCUCGCGACAGCUCGCCGGGAUAUAUUCAGCCAAGUCCGAUGAGACAGAUACAAAUGCCCAACUUAGAGCAGUCUUCGCCCAUUCGUCUGCAACCUCAGAAUCUUAUGCGCAGCGAUGCACCGAGCCCAAGUCCCGGACGGUUCAUGGCACUGCCCGGCGAGCCUGUCGCGUCCCAAAGAAUCUUCUCCCGUGCCCACGAUGAUCCCUUCGUUGAAGAAUCACCACAGCCGUUGCCAUUCAUAUCACCCUCACCUAUUCAUCGUCUGAAUAGAGGCAGCAGUGUGCCUGCUAGUGAUUGGGACGAUGUUCUUAGUGAAACAGAAGAAAACAAGCUUCAGCCUCGCGCCCGCUUCUUCGAUAGCCAUGUCAAUGAUCUCGUUGGUGGCUUGUUGGCUGACAGACUUGAUCCUGUGGAAAGGACUUUGGAGUCGAUUCAAAUGUCUUUAGAUAUGAUGUCCGGCCGCGCUCCCUCCAGCAGACGUGAGAGACGAAGUAUCUCCGGUGCUUUGAGUGACGCUGAUGACGAGGAUGAUGAUAAUCCUCGUAGAUCGCUCAGCCCGAGACGUGACAAAAAGCUGGACAAGAUUCGAAGUGUUGUUCUUGAGGCUCUUAAUGCUCAUCAAUCAUCACGACCAGCUACAGCAUCCACAGAGCCAAAGGCUAUUCCUGAUUCUCAAAAUAUUCUUCUUGUUCUGGAAGAAAUGAAGGAGCACUUUGGUCAAUCAAUGCGUCUAGAUUUCCGUGCUGAUGAUCUGCGUAACAUUGUUGAGGAUGCUGUAGAGAAACGAAUGCCGCCUUCACCGAACCCCAUGAUCGACGAAGCUGCUGUUGCAAGGGAUGCUGAUCAAAGAGCCCGAAUCACUGACCUUGAGGAACGACUUCGAGCUGCUGAAGCUAAGCCUCUCUUUGAUGAAGGAGCUGCUGCCCGAGAAGCAGACCACAAGAUCAAAAUCGCCGAGCUUGAAGAAAAGCUUGGUCGUGCAGAUACCCGCUCCGAAGAAGAAAUCCAGAACCGACGUGCUGCCGAGGAUCGUCUUGCUGAAGUCCAAAGACUACUCCGAAUCUCAAGUGAGGAGGAGGAUCGCCUCCGAGAAGCUAUGGAAGAGAGAGAGGUCAAGAUUCGAGAGAUUGUCGAUGCCAGCGAUCAGAAGGUAAGAAAUGUCGAGGAACAACGAGCCAAGACCACCAUGCGGAUUGCGCUCCUUGAAGCUAGCCAGAACAAUGCCCAAAAGACCCAGUCCGAUCUUCAAAAUAGGAUCAACGUCGCUGAGGCUGAUCUCCGACAAUCCCGACAAGCAGCCCAGCACUGGCAAAUGGAAGCGGAGCGCGCUCUGGAGGCGGCCAAGAGGCACAGCGAGGAUGCCGAAAUGGCCAAUGAGACAAACAAGGCCCUCGGGCGGAACGUGGACAGCCUACGGACUCAGAUGGAGGAAAGUAUCCGAGUCCGAGAAGGCAUGAGAGGGAAAUUAAUAGAUUUGCAGGAGGAUAUGGCGCAAGCUGCCCGCAACAUUUCCGAAGAGAACGCCCGCCGCGCUAAAAGAGAACAAGAACUCGUUGCCCGACAGGAGGUCCUCGAUGCUAAGUUGCAAGCGGAAGCCCGGACCCGAGAACGGCUAGAGCAGGAAAUUGAGAGGUUAGAGGGUGGUGAAAGAGAGGGCAUGAGGGCGGUCAGUGAGUGUAAGAAGUUGGAAGGUAUUAUUGCUGAGUUGAGGCUUGAAAGUCAUAAUGCUCAGAAGGAAGUGAUGAGAUUCCAGCGCGAGUUUGAGGAGGCUCGUGAGUCGGGGUUGAGUGAAGUGCAACGGACGAGGCGCUUCAUGCAAGCAGAGCUCGACGCCGCCAAUAACCAGGUCAAUGUCGUCAGGGAAGAUCUCGAAAACCAAGUGUUGAGACUUCGUGCAGAGGUUGAUCAGGUGAAAUUGGAUGCUGAUACAGCAAAGGAACAGCAUGAGAUGUUGCUUGAGGAAGCGAAUAACUCGAAGCAAAAUGCCGUCUACGAUGUGAAGCGCAAGCACGCCGACAAACUCGAAGAUCUCCAGACUCAGCAUGAGCGACAACUUGGCAAUGCUAUUGAAGAUGCUCAACGCUCGGAACAACAUCUUCUGGAACGUCUUUCUCUUUCCUCGUCCAAGACCGAACAUCUACAAGAUCGUGUUCAACACCUGGAGGAACGACUCGAGAUUGCCAACCAAGCCGCGAAUGCAGCAGCCAAGGCCGCACGUUCAGCUAGUGGAAGUGUCCCCGUACCCCUGCCACAAACAACAACAUCAGUUUCUGUGCCUCAACAGCAACAAGCUGUAUCCCGUGUCACGGAACUUCCGGAGAAGAUCUCCCCUCAAGCUCUCCGCGAAUCCAUCAUGGUCCUGCAAGAACAGCUGCAAGAUCGCGAGCAAACAAUCGAGAAAUUAGAAGCUACUCUCGCAACUCUUGAUGUAGACGCUCCAAUCAAGAUCUCCAAGCGCGACGACGAAAUUAUGUGGUUGCGCGAGCUACUUGCUGUUCGCAAGGGUGAUCUUCAAGAUAUCGUGACCUCGAUAUCGAGUGAGAACUUCAACCCUGAACAGCUCAAGGACGCUGCUAUUCGCCUCAGCGCCAACUUGCAGAUGGAGGAGCAGGAGAGGGAAAGAGCCAUGAAUGGUGGUUCUGCAAUAAGUUUGCCCAACAUUGCUGCUUCACUGCGCGAUGCUGCGACUCCACGGAUGGCGCAAGCAGUUGGCCCACUCGCAGCAGCUUGGGGGAAUUGGAGAAAAUCAAGGGAUACUGAUGCGGGUAAUGGGAGUAGGUCGAGCACUCCGAGUAGACAAACUUCAAGUCGCCAUAACCCUAGUCCAUCGGCACAGUCUUUCCUUGGCGGUCUAUUAACUCCACCAGCCAGCACUGCACCCAGAGUAUCACCACAGCCAACCGCCUUCGGCAGCACAGGCCAGCGCUUCACAUCCGCUCAGUUAGCAAAUCGGCCACGCAACAUGACGCCAAGAAAGCAAGGCAAGGCGCCAGAGCCGAGAACACCGCCUAUGAUGAGCAAGAGCAGUUACGACCCAGACGCCGCGGAUGCGCAGGACUUCAGUGAUGCGGGCUUUUAUGAUGAUGAUGAGAGUACAGUUGAUGAUGGGUAUGGAAGUAGUGGGGGACCGCUACCGCUAGGUCGGUGA